Xiphias gladius (swordfish) is the source of this 1061-nucleotide messenger RNA. RefSeq names its product protein PET100 homolog, mitochondrial. Gene Ontology annotation, biological process: mitochondrial respiratory chain complex IV assembly. The transcript has 4 exons. The record is from RefSeq and is a predicted model, not a curated record. Gene Ontology annotation, cellular component: mitochondrial inner membrane; mitochondrion. The coding region runs from base 108 to 344 and encodes 78 amino acids. NCBI's taxonomy places the organism in Eukaryota, Metazoa, Chordata, Actinopteri, Istiophoriformes, Xiphiidae.
CAAGUGAUUGGACCGUAUAGCAACCCGGAAGUAGUAUGUGAAGGUCUUUGUCGGUGGUCGGGAUUUAGAUAACAUUUCCUUGUCGUAGGUCCGGAAUCGAUGUCAAAAUGGGUGUUAAAAUAGAGGUGUUCAGAAUGAUGCUGUAUCUGUCCUUUCCCGUGGCCAUGUUCUGGAUCUCUAAUCAAGCAGAGUACUUUGAAGAAUACGUAGUAAAGAGAAAGAGGGAGAUCUUCCCCCCUAACGAAGCAGAGCAUAGGAAGGAGUUGGAGGAAUUCAAAGAGCGGAUGCGUGUUCGUAAGGAGCAGCGAAUAUUAAAAAAUAUUUCUUUGGAAUCUGAGAACUGAGGAUUAUAUGUUGAAGAAAUGCACGAGUUUUGAGCAGGCUUAUCCGGGAGUCUUUUUUGGGCAAAAGAAAGCAGAUUGGACUGGAGUAAAACCAUGUCACAUUGGAGGUAUCUGCGAAGUGAACCUAUCCCAAUGGUGUGCUGGGCGUUUUCCAGGGAUUAAUUAUGCCUAAUAAGCCUAAUAUUAUGUUUGAUUUUCAUGUUCAAAUGCCAGAAUUCUUUGUUUGUGUGCCUGGUCAGUUGAGUUGCUGUGAUUGCGCUUUCAUAAAAUAAAAAGUAUUUAAGUUGCAUAUCCAGUUGGAUGUAAUGUAAUUACCACGAUUUAUUUUGUGAGGUGCGAUGCCUAUAAAAUGUAUUCAACCCCUUGGAUUUUUCCUGUUUAGAGUUUAACAACAUUGUAUCACAGUGGAUCUAAUUAAGCAUUUUGACACAGAUCAGCAGGAACAUUUUUUAAUACCAAAGUAUACAACAAAUCUCCAUAAACUAACUGAACUGAAUUAAGCACACACAUAAAACACAAAGUAACUGAUUGCACAAGUAUUCAGCCCCUUUAAAUCAGUAUAUUAUAGGGGGAUCCAUGGCAGCAAUUACUGCCUCAAGUCUAUUUUAAAAAGUCUGGGUAGCUUAUUGGAAAAUAAAUGUUCCCCCCAAGUCACAGUUCACUUACAGACUUCAGCAGGUUUUCGUCUGUGAUUUUUCUGUAUUUUGGUUAAUUAGU